Pyricularia grisea is the source of this 987-nucleotide messenger RNA. RefSeq lists its product as uncharacterized. NCBI's taxonomy places the organism in Eukaryota, Fungi, Ascomycota, Sordariomycetes, Magnaporthales, Pyriculariaceae. Bases 1 to 987 code for a protein of 328 amino acids. The record is from RefSeq and is a predicted model, not a curated record. The transcript is spliced from 4 exons.
AUGCUUGGAGGAACUGGCAUCUGCCCGAUCAACAUCUCACAGACCAUUACCCAAUCUCUACCAACUCUGUUUCCCCACAACCCCUUCUUAACCUACAGUCCUCAAACACCAAUCGUCCCCAUCAUGGCGACUAUGAGCGAGAAUACCGCUGCCAACAAGAAGCACUGGGAUGUCAUGGCAGCCACGUACGAGACAGACCCCAGGUGGGAGAAGCUCAUGGCCCAGCUCAUUGCUGAAGUCAAGGAUCGACGAGAUUUUAUCGGCGUGGACUGGGUAAAAGACGGAGAGUCAGGCAGGACGGUCAGGAUGAUCGACUAUGCCUGCGGUCCGGGGACGAUAUCUAGGGCCCUGUAUCCGUAUGUCACCCAAUGCCGUGGCAUAGACCUGUCGACCAACAUGGUUACACAGUACAAAGCUCGAGCAAGGAUCGAGGGCUUGACGCCCGAGCAAAUGGACGCCUUCGAGGGCAACGUCCUAGAAGACGACGGCGCGGCGCUGUCGGACCCCACGCUCCGGGACGCCGACCUUGCCUGUGUCGGCAUGGCGAUGCAUCACAUGGACGAUCCGGCGCGGGUGGCUCUCAAGCUGGUUGAGCGCCUGCGGCCUGGCGGCGUGCUCUUCGCCAUUGACCUGGUGAGGCACGAGGCUCCGGGGGCGGAGCAUAAACACGACGACGACGACCACCACCACCACCAUCACCACCACGGUGGUCAUGGACAUGGUCACGGGCACAGUCACGGUAACCACGGGCACGGGCAUGAGAAGCAGAAGGUAGGAGCUGGAAUGGGAGAGGUCUUUGACGCGAUGCCCACCAUUGCGCACAACGGCUUCUCUCCAGAGCAGGUCAAGGAUAUGUUUGAAAAGGCGGGUGCUGGUGACGACUUUGCCUUUGAGCUAGUCGAGAGCGUGGAGAUGCCGCCUUCCGCCACGGUCAAGCCUAUCAUCUUUUUCGCUAGGGGGACCAAGAAGGCGGAAGCCUCUCUGUGA